Bubalus bubalis (water buffalo) is the source of this 673-nucleotide messenger RNA. It is a transcript of the gene FXYD4, whose product is annotated as FXYD domain containing ion transport regulator 4. Gene Ontology annotation, biological process: regulation of sodium ion transmembrane transporter activity; potassium ion transmembrane transport. Gene Ontology annotation, cellular component: membrane. Bases 236 to 502 code for a protein of 88 amino acids. Gene Ontology annotation, molecular function: sodium channel regulator activity. The record is from RefSeq and is a predicted model, not a curated record. The transcript has 8 exons. Lineage: Eukaryota; Metazoa; Chordata; Mammalia; Artiodactyla; Bovidae.
GGGCAGGCGGGGCCGCGGGCUUAAAAAACCGGAACCCACCUGGGCUGGACGCAGCCCUAGAAGCCUCCUCAAACCAGCUCUCUGCACCCAGCCGGCUCUCGGGUGAGCUCAGGAGAAGCCUCUCAGCCUUGAGAUUUGUGCCACUGGCCUCUGUGAGCAUGGAGCUGGUCGGGACUGUCUGACCCCAGCCUGCCCUCUUCUCCUGCAGACCUGCAGUCCUGCGUGCCGCUGUGUCAUGGAGGGAGUGACCUGGGCCCUUCUCCUCCUGUUGGCCGGACUGCCUGUCUUGGAAGCCAAUGACGUGAUUGAUAAAGACAAUCCCUUCUACUAUGACUGGGAAGGCCUGCAGCUGGGUGGGAUGAUCUGUGCGGGCCUCAUGUGCAUCGCUGGACUCUUGUUCGCCCUGAGUGGCAAAUGCAAAUGCAAGAACAAGCAGAAGCACGGCUCCUUACCUGAGAAAGCUGUUCCACUGCUCACUCCAGGCUCUGCCAGUACCUGCUGAGCACAGGAUUGGUUUCAUGACCCUCCCUGCACUGGCUCCCAUGUUGUCCCCUUCCCCGUGGGGCCCUUACCCCCUCAGGAUGGCUUUUCUCUCUGUUGGUGGGCCCUGAGGCUCUCUUCUGAUCAAAAGGCUAUCCAGAGAUUAUUUCUAAAUUAAAUUUAUCUCCCCCUC